This is a messenger RNA of Camponotus floridanus (Florida carpenter ant), 399 nucleotides long. RefSeq names its product dynein heavy chain 12, axonemal-like. The coding region runs from base 1 to 399 and encodes 132 amino acids. Lineage: Eukaryota; Metazoa; Arthropoda; Insecta; Hymenoptera; Formicidae. The transcript is spliced from 2 exons. The record is from RefSeq and is a predicted model, not a curated record.
AUGGAGCAAAAAGCCGAAUGGAUAAAUGCUGAGGAAGCAUUAUUUCAAUUUCCGUUAUCCACAUAUCCACGUAUUAGAGAAUUGAAGGAAAAUAUUUUACCAUUUUACGCUUUGAUUUAUCGAGGUUAUCAAUGGCAACGAAAUCGUGGAGUUUGGCUAGAUGGUCCAUUUGAGUAUCUUAAUGUACAGGAUAUUGAGGACAAGAUCAAUCAAUAUUUAAUCGAUUUCACCAAAAUCAAUAAACAGUACAAGACAAGAAUCAAGAUGCAAAUUGCAAUCAAUUAUCCUUACAGCUUUACAGGAUUAGUAGAUGAUUCAGAUCCAUACCAACAACCAGUACCUUUAAAAUUAUGCCAUCAACUGGCAGAAGAUGUGAAAUGGUUUAAGGUAAUCUUCUAA